UUGCUGUAAUUAUGGAAGUAAGCAAUUUAAGUGUUAAUUGCGGUAGCAUUUCUAGUCGGCGAGCCAUUGAAAUGUUCACACUCUGUGGAGGAGCAGGACAGAGAGGACCACCAUGCAGGCCGCCCUCGUCAUCUUGGCUGUAGCCUGGACUUUGAGAGCUCAUGCGUUUGAGGAGUUACCCGCCAUUGAGGUCGACGAAGCCAGCGGAAUUACUUUGGAUGAAUCAGGGAAAGAAUUCCCUUUUGUACCUGAUCACGUGGUUGCAGAAGGCUUGACAGUACAGAAUACCCAGUUCAUGUCCACGGUGAUGAUGUUCUUAGAGCGGAUGAGCAACGAAAUGUCUCUCCUCAAAGAACAAGCCGUUAAAGACAGAGAAAUCAUCGCAAACCUGUCUUCGUCCGUCCAGGUCCUGACGCAGAAGGUCGCCAGCCUCGAUGUGGAAGUCGAGGUCAUGGCAGAGUUGGUGACAGAGUACAGGAACAUCAACAACAGACUGUCGAUGCUGGAAAGAUACGCAGGGAAGAUUGCGAAUGAAGACAAAGUUCAGGGAUCCGGGGAUCUGGGAUCCGAGCUAGACCCGAUUUUCCCUACCGAAGACCCAAAGGUGGAUGGAGAACCGCUUUACGAGACAAUUACCGAAGGAGAGAGUCGAGAAGGAAGUAGAGAAGGCAUCGGAGAAAAGACUCGGGAAGGAAGUGGAGAACACAUCGGAGAAGAGAGUGCGGACGGAAGUGAACACGAUGGUGAGCCUACGUUGAGGAUAGAGGACUUCCCAGAAGAGCUUAGAAAAUGGAUUUGCAUUACUGGAGAAUGUGGUGAUGACAUCUCAGAGGAAAGUCAGGAAGGAAGUGGAGAAGAUGGAGAAAAGCCGAUACUAGAGUUUGAUGCCAUCACCCGGGGUAGCAGCCUCAUAACCUCCCUCGUUAUCACGAAGAACAGAAAAAUCGUCAUGGUCGACUUCGCACAGAAAAAGGUCAGGGUCGCCUCGUUAGAUGCCCCGACGAAAGUAGGGGCCGGGCUUUCCUUGGACCAAACCCCGUGGUCUCUGGCCCUACUGGACGAUGGACUGGUGGCCGUAUCCACGGAAGAUAAGCACGUGAUGUACAUCGUCAAUAUUUCCACGCCGGAACCAACCCUGGUGUCAAGGGUGAGAACUAAACGAGCCUACCGCGGGAUUGCUCCUGGUCCCGGGGACAUGCUGGUGGUAAGUUCCCCAAAGGACCCUCAAAACUCCUCUCCGGCAACCGUCGACGUCAUCUCACGUGACGGCCACGUGACCUGGUCGGUCUCCGAUCGGAGAAUGGACAAACCUUUCUUCGUCACUAGCUUCAGGGAUGAGUUCUACGUGUCGGACUGGGGUAGCCACACCGUGUACAUCCUGACACUACACAGUGGAAGCGUGAAGACCAUGUUCAACAACCUGGAUCUGUCCCACCUGGAGAUGUACCAGCCGCGGGUGGUUGCCUUCGACGAGGCCGGCAACAUGUACGUGGCUUCCGGUGGACGCGUCUGCGCUGAAAGCUACCACGACGAUGGCUGGUGCGUGCUAGUCAUCACACGAACUGGACACUGGAAGAACCUCAUCAACUUCAACGGUAGCUACGACACCAAGUGGCCCUACGGGAUCUCUCUGACUCCCACAGGGAUCCUCGUCUCUUGGGGCAGUUGGAGGAAUGGAGGCUGGCAAUCCGAGCUGACUGCCUACUCAUUGCCCUCGUCCAUAAAGCAGCAGAUUGGUCAGCUGCGUGGGGGGCAUUAUUAAUUUUAUCUCUUUUUCAAAAGAUUUUCUUUAGAACUACAGAAAUAGCAUUUUAGCAGAGAACCAUCUGGAAUCUUCUGUAUUAGCAGGUCGGAUGCGCUUUUUCACCUGAUUCAGAUGUGCGGUCAUGGCUCCUGUGCCCUUGUAAUUACUAAUAUUAAUUAUACAGUUUAACACAUACCCCUCUUCAACACUCCUUUUAGCUAAUAAUUUAUCGAUGAUUUAAUGUUUCAUUAAAUGUAGUAUGUGCGGCAGUCAGCGCGGGUGGACUCAACGAUUUAAACUUUCCUGUUUUUUUGUUUGUUUGUUUUGGUUGUAAAUAAAGCUUGUUAUCGUUCUUCAAUGAGGUGCAUCCUGGGGCAAAUAAAUGCGCACAUAAAAUAGUGCAAAAACAG
Molecule: messenger RNA, 2154 nt
Organism: Pomacea canaliculata
Lineage: Eukaryota; Metazoa; Mollusca; Gastropoda; Architaenioglossa; Ampullariidae
Exons: 3
Coding region: 113-1762 (549 amino acids)
Biological process (GO): negative regulation of translation; proteasome-mediated ubiquitin-dependent protein catabolic process; protein polyubiquitination
Molecular function (GO): ubiquitin protein ligase activity; translation repressor activity
Source: RefSeq, a predicted model, not a curated record